This is a messenger RNA of Notechis scutatus (mainland tiger snake), 2271 nucleotides long. RefSeq names its product amine oxidase [copper-containing] 3-like. Gene Ontology annotation, cellular component: plasma membrane. The record is from RefSeq and is a predicted model, not a curated record. Gene Ontology annotation, molecular function: primary methylamine oxidase activity; copper ion binding; quinone binding. NCBI's taxonomy places the organism in Eukaryota, Metazoa, Chordata, Lepidosauria, Squamata, Elapidae. Gene Ontology annotation, biological process: amine metabolic process.
AUGAAUUGGAAAGUGAUUUCUUCUAUCAUAGCAAUAUGCAUCACCAUCAUUGUCAUCUUAGUUUUGGUUUUCCGAAAUAGAGAAGAGAAAUCUAUGGGUUGUCAGAGCUCUUCCCAUGGGCAAGGGGAAGGUCAGGAUACUGCUAGCCAGGUAUUUCGAGAUUUAACUCCAGAAGAGAUGAUGCAAGUAAAAAACUAUUUACAUUCCAACCUGGGAGUGCGAAUGGUAGGUGCAUCAAAAGCCAAGCCAUCAGACAACUGCAUCUAUUCCAUCACCUUGCAGCUCCCUCCCAAAUCAGCAGUGCUACAAUUUCUAGACUAUCAAGGAGUCAAGCCUGCGCGGGAAGCUCUGGCUGUGGUUCAUUUUGGAAAUCAGCCAGUCCCAAAUGUCACUGAAUUUGUAGUAGGUCCUCUUCCAAAGCCAAAGUAUCAUCAAGAUGUUACUUUGCAGAAGUAUGGAAAGAUGUUGCCUUAUUACCAAAGGGUUCCUAUGAUGACUGAUGUGGUUGAACUAUAUAAAAUAUUGCUUCUGAAGGAAUUUCUCAAGGCUCCAAAUUUCAUGAGAAAAGUCCUUGAUUAUCCACCAAAAAUUUUCAUGAUGACUUUUGGAAUGCCACCAGGGCUAAAAUCAGGAGAUCGCAAAAUCUGGAUAAAUCUCUUACAGUAUACUCCUGGCAGCUAUUUGCAUCCAGUUGGAUUUGAGAUCCAAGUGAAUUUUAGCAGCCUGGAUUAUUCUCAGUGGAAGGUGAUAAAAGCUUUUUAUAAUGGACAAUAUUUUGAGGGCAUGAAAGAUAUUGAAAAGCAAUUCAAUAUGGGAAAGUUUAAAGUAAACAAGGUUAAACUACCCCCUCGUGAUGGGGGAUACUCAUCACUGAAGCGGAGGGUGCCACCACAAGGACCAAGUCCUUUGCAUUAUGAACCUCGUGGACCACGGUAUAGAAUUCAGGAUAACCAUGUAACUUUCAUGUCUUGGAGUUUAGCUUUUGGAAUUGAUAACCAUAGAGGACCACGUAUCUUUGACGUCAGAUUUAGAGGAGAGAGAAUAGUCUAUGAGUUAAGUUUACAAGAUGCAAGUAUUAUCUAUGGAUCCAAUGGUCCUACAAUGAUGUCUGUCAGAUCCAUGGACAUGGUCUAUGGAUUUGGGUCUAGAAUGUUCACACUCACACAGGGGGUGGAUUGCCCCUACCUAGCUACUUACCUGGAUGUGCAUAGUUUUCUUGAUACUUCAUCCCCUAAGACCCAUAAAAAGGCCAUGUGCAUCUAUGAACAGAAUUCUGAGUUGCCUCUGAGACGUCAUUUUGAAAGCGUCCAGUCUCCAUUUUAUGGAGGAUUGUCUGACUCGUGUCUGGUUAUCAGAUUCAUAUCAGCACUUGGUAACUAUAACUAUAUCUGGAACUUUGCUUUUCAUCAAAAUGGAGCUGUUGGUGUCCAUCUUCUUGCCACCGGAUACAUUCAAACUGCUUUUUUCUUUGAGGAUGCCACAGACUUUGGCAACAGAGUUCAAGAGUGGGUAUCGGGAUCAAUUCACACCCACAAUAUCAAUUUCAAAGUAGAUAUGGACAUUGGUGGUGUGGGCAAUAUGCUAGUUGGCAAUGACAUGGCCUUUGAGACACUGCAGGCCCCUUGGAGCCCUGAACAUAAGAUAGAUCGAGUGAAGAAGGUGAGGAAAGUUUUCAAAACUGAGGACCAAGCUGCAUUCCGCCUCCGUGAUGCCAUGCCCAACUACAUCUAUUUUGCUGCCAAUGACAGCAACAAUAAGUGGGACCAUGAAAAAGGCUACCGGAUACAGAUAGUCAGCUUUUCUGGAGACCAUCUAUCAGAAUCUGAUCCAGUGGAACCAGGCUUCAGUUGGGGCAGGUACAAGUUAGCUGUCACAAAGCGAAAGGAGGAGGAGCCAACUAGUAACAGCAUCUACAGCCAAAUAGAUCCGUGGGAUCCCCCUGUUGACUUUUCUGAGUUCUUAAACAAUGAGACCAUUGUCAAUGAGGAUCUGGUUGCCUGGAUCAAUGCUGGCUUUCUACAUAUUCCACAUGCUGAGGAUGUGCCCAAUACUGCAACUGUUGGGAAUGUGAUUGGUUUCUUCUUGAAACCAUACAAUUAUUUUGAUGAUGACCCUUCCAUGUAUUCUCCAGAUAGUGUUUACUUCAACAGCCUGCAGGAUCCCACUUCCUGUGAGACCAACCAACUUGCAUGUCUGGCAAAAGUUGCUUCAUGUUUGCCCACUUUUCCACCUUUCACUUAUGAAGGCUUUAAAAACCUAACAACUUUCUAA